Spirometra erinaceieuropaei is the source of this 300-nucleotide messenger RNA. Lineage: Eukaryota; Metazoa; Platyhelminthes; Cestoda; Diphyllobothriidea; Diphyllobothriidae. The record is from the annotation of a GenBank genome assembly.
AUGGCUCAUACCCUCAUCACCGCCGCUCCUAAUCCCCGUGCCCUGUCCCCGUCGAUUGCUGUCACCUCUAUCAUCUCUGCCGAAACCUCCGUGGCGGCGGUGACCACUUCUACCAUCUCUGCUGUCGACCGAAACGCUCCCGAGGCCCUCUUAACCACCACCCUCAUCAUCACAGCCCUCACCUCCAAGGAUGUGGACUCGGUCCCAACCUGCCCCCAUUGCAUUUGCACUUUCCUAUCACACAUCAGUCUAAGUGAAGAAGAAGAGUCGAGCACCGGAACAAUUCGUUUAUUAUCCUGA